This is a messenger RNA of Dichomitus squalens LYAD-421 SS1, 482 nucleotides long. Its product is annotated as ubiquitin-conjugating enzyme 9. Gene Ontology annotation, biological process: protein sumoylation. The record is from RefSeq and is a predicted model, not a curated record. The coding region runs from base 6 to 482 and encodes 158 amino acids. Lineage: Eukaryota; Fungi; Basidiomycota; Agaricomycetes; Polyporales; Polyporaceae. Gene Ontology annotation, molecular function: SUMO conjugating enzyme activity. The transcript is spliced from 8 exons. Gene Ontology annotation, cellular component: nucleus.
CCAUCAUGUCAGGCAUCUGCAGAGCACGUCUUGCCGAGGAGCGUAAGCAGUGGCGCAAGGACCAUCCAUUUGGCUUCUACGCUAAACCCACCAAGGCUCCCGAUGGCUCUAUGAAUCUACUGGAGUGGGAGGUCGGCAUUCCUGGAAAGGCCGGGACACCAUGGGAAGGUGGUGUCUACAAGCUUGUGAUGAUAUUCCCCGAAGACUAUCCUUCAAAACCUCCCAAAUGCAAAUUCACUCCACCCUUGUUCCACCCGAACGUGUACCCCUCGGGCACCGUAUGUCUGUCUAUUCUGGACGAAGAGAAGUCUUGGAAGCCGGCGAUUACGAUCAAACAGGUGCUUCUCGGUAUCCAGGAACUUUUGAACGAUCCCAACGUGAACGAUCCCGCGCAGAGCGAUGCUUACACGAUGUUCAAGAACGACAAGGCGGCAUACGAACGUCGUGUCAAGCAACAAGCGCGAGACCAUAUUCCGAAGUAA